AUGGCUCCAAAUCGAAGGCAAAGAUACACAGCUUUUGAAUUUACUCGCCAGGAAAGCCUGGACGACACAUACCAAUCCGACCACCAAUCCGACUACGAAUCCGACUCGCUCAACGACGCGGAGCAAUACGAAACCAACAAGAACGAGCUUAAUACCCGCGAGCCAGAGACGAGAGAUGCAGGGCUUCGUGCGCAAGACAAGAGUGGAAAAGUAGUGUUCAUAAAAAAGGGAGCGAAGGCCAUUGAGAAACAAGCCACUGCGGAGAUAAAUCCGCCCCGAUUCAUGGAUCCGGGUCCGGAACACGUGUGGAAGAUGAAGAUAGAGGAACAAGUCGCAAUCAAGGAUUCAUGGGAAAAAAUCGACGAAGAGGAUGCGCCGGUGCCAAAAACUUGGCUCCCGAAGAGGUUCCAAGAAUACCCCGAAGACGCUGAGAGCGAAAUUGACCCGGAAAUGGCAGACAACCCCGCGUAUCUUCGUCAAAUAAUAAGAUCAAUGGCGAAACAGUACGCGCGUUGUCGUGCGGAGCUGAAAGAAGAAGAGGCGUUCAGAAUCAGGGCUGAAUGGGAACGCAACAUGGCCCAGAGGAAGGCGAAGCGUUACUGGUCUUACUCUAUCCACGUCACCGAAACUGUCGCACUUCCAAUCUACAACACUCAACAAAUCGAAGACGUGAAGCUUCGAAAGCGCAAGAAAGCUGUUGCUAAACGCGAACGGGCCGUCAAACUAGACCGACUUGCGCAACAAAGCGAGCAAGCCGAUUACGAAGUGGCAAUGGAGCACCUUCGUAAUGAGGUAAUUGAGACGAAGAAGAACCUCAACGCGCUACGUGACGAUGUUCUUGAAAAUGACGCCAUCAAAAAGUGCCUUCGAAAGGACGUCAUGGCUGAACUAGAGACGGACAUGAUGGAAGAGCGAACAAGAUGGCAAGCGUCGCAAAAUCAGAAGCGCCAGGAGCUCAAUCGCGAGAGGGAAGAAUUCGAUCUCGAACGCAAUGCCUCGAAAGAGAAAAAGGAACUCGCCACUGUCCAGGCUGUCAGGAGCGACUUGAUAGAUCAAGGCUACGAGCGAGGCUUGGCUGUAGGCAAGAGAUUCACCGCCGUAGAGCAAUACUUGAGAGGCUAUCACUUCGGCGAAAGGAAUGCGAACAAAAAGACGUCAAAGCAAUGGCUCCAACAAAGGUACCAGGAGGGCAUGAAAGCGGGACAAGAAGAGAUGUCCAAGAAGCGCGACCUGGAAAUGGAAAAAUUCAUGGAAGCAUUCUUGAAAGAAGUCGCCCAUACGAGAGAUGAUGCCAUCCGUAGAACGGAGGAACGACUGGCGGAAAAGUUCCGAGUGUGGAUGCAGGAGCGAGAGACAGCUAUCCGUCGUAACUCGCGCGCUUAUGGCCUGUAUGAGGGAACAAUCACUCAAAUCCGCCGCCAGAACAACGUCGAAGGCUCUGAACACGAAGAAGAUGCCUUGGCCACGAUCAUUGCCACUACCAUGGCGGAUCAAGUCGUCACUGCUUCUUACACGAAUCAGGACCAGAAGACCUGUUGGCGUAACACAAUCAACGAAGAGUCGCCUUUAUGGAUGAAUUCCAAGGUCGUGGAGAAGUCGAAAUUUUAUGAGGCUCUGCACCCGAAGCUGACAAAAGAAUUCCAAAAAGCAACGCAUCGAUUCGAACUUGCAAAACAAGAACAAGAGAAGCAGAAGCAAGCUCACGCUGCUCGGGUAGAGAAUGAAUGGGCCGCUCGCGACGCUACCGCGCAACGGGAAGAAGGCGAAUUUGUACCGGUGAAAUCGGGCGCUCCUGCCCCGUAUCGUCACCGACUCCUGUUCAUCGUCGAGGAACCUCUCGAGGCCGAUGAAGCUCAAGAGAUGUCCGAUAAGGAUAUGGUGGCUACCUUCUUGAAGAAUAUACGAGACCAAUAG
Molecule: messenger RNA, 1914 nt
Organism: Alternaria burnsii
Lineage: Eukaryota; Fungi; Ascomycota; Dothideomycetes; Pleosporales; Pleosporaceae
Exons: 1
Coding region: 1-1914 (637 amino acids)
Source: RefSeq, a predicted model, not a curated record